AUGAUGUCCCAGUGCUCCGUGGAGCUCUGCAUGCUCCUGAUCGAAGACAACUUUGGAGAACUGUUUGCACGCAUUUUCGCAGUCCUUCAACGCUAUGAGAGACUCACACUUCCUCGACUUAAAUUUUACGCUCGCCUGACCGAUCGCCAAUUGCAUCAUGGACUCUCUGCUAUGAUCCAACACCACCUCGUCUACCAUUUCACUUCCCUCGAUGAUGGUAAUACCUAUUACGAAGCCAAUCCACAUGCCGCAUACUACCUUGUCCGGUCCGGAAAGAUUCUCCAGCUUGUUGAAAGCCGACUAGGAAAAUAUGCGGCCCAGAUCUUGCAAGCAAUCAUGUUCCACGGCCAUGCGUCGAUCGCCCAUCUUGAGACCCUCCCCGAGCUCCAAGCCAAAAAGCACAUCACCAAUGGGGUAAACCAUGACGAAGAACAUGCCGAAGAAAAUGGAGAAAACAUAGAAGAAAAUGGGAACCAUGAACAUAAUGGCGUGUCUAAUGGCAAUCAUGCUGUAAAUGCGAAGCCCCCGCGUUUUCACCCUACCCUCAAAAGUCUUGCGUCUCAUGGAUACAUCAAUAAGGUUCGGGAGGCGCACUUCCAGAGUCCUAAUGAUAACUUCCUGGAUGCCCAGCGCAUCAUUUCCUCAAGGCCAGAUGUUAAACAAAUGAAGGGCAAACAACAAGCCGCCGAGAUCGAGGAGAAGUCAAGAACCCUGAUCAAAGAAAGAACCGAAGGGGAUUUGAGUCGUGGUCUCAUGUUCAAUGGCGUCCCCCAAGGCGUCAAAAGGAAACGAGACCACGGAAAUUCAGAACCUCACCAACAGGUGAAUGGCACCAACGGUGUCAAUGGAAACCAUGGCAAUGACGAUGAUGAGGAAGAGAACGAUUGGUCUGAAGAUGAAGAUGGUCUCGAUUCGAUGCCAAUGGAUUCUCACCUCAUUGUUCGAGUGAACUACGAGAAACUCGAUGUAGCGCUCCGUAACGCACGAUUCCUCGAACUGGCCGAGCAAGACGCAUCUCGUGCUACCACCGAAGUUUAUGAUUGCUUGCUUCGGCGCAUUGAAUAUCAAACAACACGCUGUCGAGAUACAUUUGAGAUUCCACGCGAAGGAGAAGAAGGCGAACAAUAUUCUGCCCCAAUUCAAUUGAGUGCAAUUGUUGCAGACGUCGACCCGCUCCUGGAUCUCUCAGGAUGUAUCGGCCCCAUGGAACCAUCGGUUGUGACAAACCGAAGUGGGAAACGGCCCUUAGACGACGAAACGAGUGGAGUGAACGACGAUGAUGACGAAGAGCCCGCAGGGAGCCGUGCCUACGAAAUCGACCAGCACCUUGGUAUACUCUCGCAAGCACCCUUCAACCUUACCACAAAGCAUGUAAUUUCCGGUCUACCCACAUGGCGAGUUGGCUUCCGAGGUCUGGCUCGCAAGCUCCGCCAUUUGGAACUCGAACGCAUGAUUGAAUCACGGUACGGUGAUGUGGCCUUGCGAGUGGUCCGUGUGAUGCAUGCCAAGGGCAAGCUAGACGAGAAGCGACUGCAAGACAUCAGUCUCCUUCCUUUCAAAGACCUACGCCAAACACUUUCCAGCAUGCAGACGGGCGGAUUUGUCGAUCUACAGGAAGUGCCGCGCGAUGCGCAGCGCCAGCCCUCCAAAACCAUUUAUCUGUGGUACUACGACCCGGAUCGGGUCUGCAGUAGUAUCUUGGAGGACACAUACAAGGCGAUGUCCCGAUGCCUGCAACGCAUCAAAUUUGAGCGCGAGCGCGAACGGGAUUUCCUUGAAAAGACGGAACGAACCGAUGUCAAGGGCCACGAGGAGGAAUUCCUCUCCGAGGCUGAGCUUGAACAUUUGAAAAACUGGAGGGCUAAGGAGGCCUUGCUGCUGGCUGAAGUAUCUCGUUUGGAUGACAUGGUUGCCGUCUUCCGCGAUUAUUGA
Molecule: messenger RNA, 1932 nt
Organism: Penicillium soppii
Lineage: Eukaryota; Fungi; Ascomycota; Eurotiomycetes; Eurotiales; Aspergillaceae
Exons: 4
Coding region: 1-1932 (643 amino acids)
Biological process (GO): DNA-templated transcription
Cellular component (GO): RNA polymerase III complex
Molecular function (GO): single-stranded DNA binding
Source: RefSeq, a predicted model, not a curated record